This is a messenger RNA of Daphnia pulicaria, 816 nucleotides long. RefSeq names its product endocuticle structural glycoprotein ABD-4-like. Bases 144 to 686 code for a protein of 180 amino acids. Gene Ontology annotation, cellular component: chitin-based extracellular matrix. NCBI's taxonomy places the organism in Eukaryota, Metazoa, Arthropoda, Branchiopoda, Diplostraca, Daphniidae. The record is from RefSeq and is a predicted model, not a curated record. The transcript has 3 exons. Gene Ontology annotation, molecular function: structural constituent of chitin-based larval cuticle.
CUUAAAGGUCUUAAAGUGACGGACUUUCACUGCCUGAGCGAUUAUUAGAUAGUUGACUAUUUCAUGGGUGUACCAGCGAGUAUAAAAAGUCCAGCGAUUGUCCAUCCAAAGCACCAUUCUUACGAACAAACAAUCGAAGCAACAUGAAGCUGUUUAUCGUCGCUGCUCUCCUGGCCGUUGCUGUCGCCGUUCCUUCCGGCUAUCCGUCGAACUACAAAGACUCCAGUUACAUGACGUCUCCCAGCAACGCUUCCUCCGGCUACAACAAGGACAGCAGAUAUGGCGGAAUCACCAUCACCAGCCAACACGACGUCCGCAAUCUCGACGGAAGCAGCAAAUGGGGCUACUCUGGAUCCGACUACACGACCCGUGAGGAAUCGCAGGUGCAGAAGAAGAUGCAAGGCGUCGCCUACGAUUCUUAUGGCAAAGCCACUUACGACGACGUUUAUGGCAACACCAACGCUGGAUCCUCUUACUGGGUCUCCCCCGAAGGCGAGAAAUUCACUCUGACCUGGACCGCCGAUGAAAACGGAUUCCAGCCAAAGGGCGACCACUUGCUCGUCGCUCCCGUCCACGUCUACGAGCUCCCAGUUGCUCCCGUUCACGAAUACGAACUCCCAGUUGCCCCUGCCCUCCCUUACCGUCGCACCGGUGCAGGCAGCUACAAUACCUACAAUACUUAUUAAAUUAUCUAGAGCUGUACCAUGACGAAAUUUGAUUAAAUUAAUAAAGUACUUUCCUUUAAACAAAUUUCUAUGUGGUUCUGCCAGGAAUAGUUCAUAAAACUAUUUCCUUUUGGCAUUGCCAGAACCAAUA